AGAACACCACAUGAUUUGAGGGGAGAACGAGGUGCGGAAUUGAGCCAAAACGAGAUCGAGGCAGCAGCUACAGCAUCUAACGUGGAUAUAGCUGGCAGAGUGAUUGUUUCAUGGAUGGACGGUCGAGUGCAGACCACCGCAGAGGUACCGUACUCUCCAGAUCUAGCAGAUUUACAGCUCAAUACUCGCAAUACAAGCCGUGGAUCCAUAUCUACUUGGAGUGACGUCACACCUUGUUCAUCCCACGCCUAAUUGGUGCAUAAAAUCCUUGGUACUGCAGGUGGAGGCCGAAGCGGUGGCUUGAGACGCAAAGGCAGCGGUGGACGAGGCACAUACCGACGCGUACAGACAUCGGUGGGCGAGUCGACGGAUGAUGCAGGCUCUAAAACAAAUCCAGGUAACCAUCGCUCUGUGCAGGUGGUGGACGAUUCCAAUGACGAAGCCCCGUCAGCGCCAUUUCAGUCCUCACUGCGGUCCUCGCUCAAGGACUCAAUCAAGAAGAACGAUCGCAACAGCCCGAAGGCGGACUUGCAGGUGCAGACCAAAGGACAGCGCCAGGUUAUCUCGCUGUCUUCACCGUCACCACAGAAGGGAGCGGGGCAGACCAAGAAAUUUGUCAGUAGCUUGGCAAAGUCCAUUGGGCGGGAUGAUGACCGAGGAUCGAGACAGGACAGGGACGAUCGAGGAGGACGAGCAGUGCAGGGUUCGUCAUUGCGUCGCUCGAAUAGUCGGGAGCCGCCGAGGCGUUCAAACAGCAGGGAACCUCCACGACGCUCUAAUAGUCGAGAGCCUCUGCGUCGUUCUAACAGUCGAGAGCCAAGGCAGUGGUCUGGUGAAGCUCAAGGAUCGUAUCGACCUGGCAACCGAUCGGUUUCAAGAACCAGAUUAACGAGAAAAAACAGCACGGACAGCGUGUCGUCGCAGCGAUCAGACCGCAGCGACAGAAGCUAUCGCAGUGAGCGUUACAGCGAGGAAUAUCGAUCAUGUCUUAACGAUGGGCCGCAACCUGUGCGCAGACUCUCUAGCGGUCCAACGCCGUUUAAAUCGUCUUUGGCGGGGUCUCUGAUGAAGAGCUCACAAGACGUCCGCGUCAAGAAGGAACGCCCGGCGUCUGGGACAAUUGGCCGUUCAUUUGGCAAACAAUCGCAAGAAGCGUCACGACGAUCGUCACUGGAUGGAGGGGCUGCAUCGCUUCGUAGAGUCAACUCAAGCUCCCCAGUUGGAUCGUCGGGAAACCGAUUCAAGUCUCAAGAUGCUCGAUGGGCAGGUUCUUCAGAGUCACAGCGGCCGUCGUCUGGACCUGGUGGACUAAAGAAUAAUACUCCUGCUGGCGAUUCGAUUUCGCCGAAGCCAGAGAAAUCUAAUGUUGCUCAUGAAAAGGAGGAUACAGCUGCCAAAUCCCCUGCAGCCCCCGUUGUCGACGAAGCAGAGCGUAAACGUCUUGCAGAUACACUUCGAGAACGCAUGGAAGCCCGGAAACUUGAUCGCAGUAGCAGUCUGGCUCAAAUGAUGAAGGCGCCAUUAGAGCGUAAGGGCUCAAUGGAAAGCGAGGCACGACAAAGUCCACUUGGUUCAAGAAAAGAACUCGAUAAUGAUAAAGCUGCAAGUAGCAGUAAUGCGGAAAAGGACGCGAGAACCCGCGAGUAUUACGCUAAACUCGACAAGGAGAACACGGAGCGAGAGGCUGCACGACGCGCUGCUCCAUUCAAGUCCUCAUUGACGUCAUCAAUCGAGUCUGGUCCAGCCAAAAUCCAGUCGUCGCUUGCAGCAUCAAUUGAUGCUGCACCGCCUCGAACCCUCAAGUCUUCUUUGACAGCAUCGAUGGAAACCAGACCAGUGCGGACGCUUAAGUCGUCGUUGGCAGCAGCGCUUGCACCAUCUCGAUCGACUGCGACACGCGCCAAGAAGCUGCAGUAUUCGCUCGCAGAGCUGAGGAGACUCGUGGAAUUUGCACUUCCUAGACCAACAGAUCUUAUCGACAUGAAAAUCGUGGAUGUCACUCAGAUUCGUGACCCGGCUUCGGUCAUUAAACGAUCAUCAGGAGUGGGCUAUGGCAUUGGUAGAUCUAUUGGAGGCAGCAUUAGAAAAGGCGAGCGUUCAGGUGGUCGUGGAGCGAGAGGCCAAGGUGGUUUGAGAGAUGGUAGACUCGACAAACAAGGCCGCGGUGGCCGUGGUGGUGGACGCGGAGGUCGUGGCGGAGCUGGUGGCCGUGGCGCUUACGGCCGACCACCUCCACCACCGCUUUAUGAUGGUCCAAUUGAGCCUCUGACCGUGUCCGAGAACCGAUGGAAACCCACGAAGGAGAAGGAUAUCUCUUCUCUCGAGAAGACGCUGAACAAUGUGAAGAGUAUGCUGAACAAGCUCACGAGAGAAAAGUUUGCUAAGCUCACAAACGAGCUCUGUGCAGUCGACAUCGACAGUUUUGCCCUGUUGAGUUCGAUUGUCUCAAUUAUUAUGGAUAAAGCCUUGGAGGAGCCCAAUUUCGCGGACGUGUACGCUGAUCUGUGCAAGGAAUUCCACACGCGGACAGUUAAGAAGACCUGGGGCUUUUUGAGUGUGCUGAGUGAUGAAAACGGCUCAUUUUAUUGGACGGGGGUUGACAAGGCAACAUUUACGUCAUUUGCUGGCCCAUUCGACAGCCCACGCAGCUGUCUUGAAGAUGUUAACUCUGCUGAAAGUGCCACUACUUCGACGUCCGACUGCGAAUCUAUUCCCUCUAUUAAUUUCCGUCGUCACGGGGACUACUUAGUGGCAGUGGGUGAGAAGGAGCCGGGAGUUUUCUACUACUCCAAGCGGAAAAUGAGUGAAAUUGGCGACGAUGAACCAUUCGGAGGGCCGUUCGAGUCUGCUGAACUUGCACGGCACGCGGCCGCAACUCAAACCACGUUCACUCGACUUCUAGUUAACCGUUGUCAGGGCGAGUUCGAGAAGACGAACAAGCACAUUGGCUCUCAGGAAGAGAAGAAGGAGGAGGAGGUUGAUCCUCGACGUCGUGAAAUCUUGGCCAUGCGUGCGAAGGCAAAGAUGCUGGGUAACAUCCGCUUCAUUGGUGAACUGUACAAGGUUGAUCUGAUCAAGCAAUCCGGAGUUCAAGGAUGUAUCUUCUACUUGCUAGGACUGGAGUUAAUACCUGGAGAAGAUGGCCAAGAAGUGCAGGCUCAGGCUGUGCGCUUUCCCGACGAACACGACCUGGAAGCACUGUGCAAGAUGUUGGCGACGGCUGGCAAGAAAUUCGACCAGCCGAAAACGAAGACGAUCAUGAAGAUCAUCAUCCUGCGCAUGGUGGAGCUGUCAAAUGACGCGAAAUUGCCGUCUCGAGCUCGAUUCCUGGUCAAGGAUGUCUUAGAAACACGAGAUCACAUGUGGGAACCUCGUCGCAAGGAGUUGCAGCAGAAGACUCUGGAUGAAGUUCGAAAAGAGGCGCAGAAACUCCAGCAGCAAGGAAAGAAUGCCCAGCAUGACGAUGUACAACGACGUCGCCAUAAGACGCGCAUCUCGAGUGCUCAGCUCGCGAAGCAGAGCAGCAACCUCAUUGUGGCCAAGAAGGAGGAGCCCGAACAUGAGGAAGCACAGGAACUAUCCCCCGCUCAGAUGUCAACUCGUAUCAAGAGCAUCAUACAGGAAUACCUUUCUAUCUUGGAUCUGGAUGAAGCUACUGCAUGCGUCCAGGAGCUACCCGUGGAUCCGUACCAUGUCGAGUUUACUGAACAAGUCAUCAACACGGCGUUGGAAGGUAAGACCAACGAACGUGAACAUGCAGUGGAGCUGCUUGUUGGGCUGUAUGCGCGUGGUGUGCUGGACGCAAACUCCAUUCAGACAGCGUUGGUGAAUGUGAUGGAGUUCCUGGAAGACAUGAAGAUCGAUCUGCCGUUGAUUCACCAGUACUCGGCGCUGAUCUUUGGUCGCUUAGUGGCUUCUGGCUGCUUUGGCUUGUCGUGGAUUAUCUCGGAAGCACUGGCUCAUUGUGUGGAGUGCAAACUCACAUCUUUGGUGUUCCCCGAAGUGCUAUCGGUGUUGGAAAUGGAGAGCGACGAGACGAUGGUGAUCCGAAUGCUGACGGAUGAGGAGAUCACCCCGGAAAGUGUACUGCCUACAGCGAUGAGGAAUGAGGUCGAUGUGGAAGCAUAUCUGCGUGGAAACGGCAUCGAAGACUUCUUUGGUGACGAGGAGGACGAGCUGGAUGAAGAAGUUGCUGGAAAGAUGCGUAGCACACUGGAGGAGUAUCUGUCUGUGAAGGACUUCAACGAGGUGGUGCUGUGCAUCGAGGAGUUGGAAGCCGUAUCUGAUCGCUGGCGACACUUUGUGCACAUCGCGUUGGCGUUCAGUUUAGAAGAGAAGCAAGCUGUACGCAGGGGCGUGGCGGAGUUGCUUGUUCAGCUCUUUACAAGCGAGAAAAUCUCAUCCGAAGACAUCGAGACCGCUGUUGAGAUCAUCUUAGACGACUACGAUGACUUGCGAGUUGAUAUCCCUCGACUUGCUGUGAAUCUGAGCGAGCUUUGGACACCGUUGUUCGCUAAGGAGGCUCUGUCAGUGCAGUGGUUGAGCGAGGCGUGCUCUCAUCUGGUUGAUAGCGGUCGCGCAGCGGAUGUACUUGAUGCUUUACUGUCUUCACUGGAGGCGCAGGAUGGGCGAGAGGCUCUAGUGAACUGGUGGAAGAAGCAGACAGACGUGGAUGCUGUUUGGACGCAGAUGUCGCCUGCAGAAGAUGGUAAGCCCAAGGACGAGCGACUAGCGAAGUGGAAGUUGGUGUUGCAGUGACACAUUCAACACUGUCGAGAUAGGUACAAGGCUUUCAGUGCAUGGAGAAGCCAAUGAAGAGGGAAAAGGACUGCCUGAUGUGUAUGGAUAAGGGAGUCUGUGUGAAUAUGAACAAUUGUGCUGCAAUAGUGUUAUGGGUGUUUGAGUCUCAGCUCAGUUUACUGGAUGGUGCACAAGCAGCCUUGGCUCGAGUCUGGUCCGCAGCCUGGCACUUCUGUAUCCACCGCAGCGACUUCACUGGGCGCUGAUACUUGCUCUUUACCGUCAGCA
Phytophthora nicotianae INRA-310 is the source of this 5028-nucleotide messenger RNA. RefSeq lists its product as hypothetical. The coding region runs from base 1066 to 4758 and encodes 1230 amino acids. The record is from RefSeq and is a predicted model, not a curated record. Gene Ontology annotation, cellular component: eukaryotic translation initiation factor 4F complex. The transcript is spliced from 2 exons. Gene Ontology annotation, molecular function: translation initiation factor activity; protein binding; mRNA binding. NCBI's taxonomy places the organism in Eukaryota, Oomycota, Peronosporomycetes, Peronosporales, Peronosporaceae.